Molecule: messenger RNA, 2238 nt
Organism: Pieris napi
Lineage: Eukaryota; Metazoa; Arthropoda; Insecta; Lepidoptera; Pieridae
Exons: 11
Coding region: 7-2187 (726 amino acids)
Cellular component (GO): nucleus
Molecular function (GO): DNA binding
Source: RefSeq, a predicted model, not a curated record
UGGUGCAUGUGCUGUGUAUUUGUCAAGCGUUAUAAUUUUCUUUUUAUUAUGUCUUUGUCCGCGCGUGACUUUGUGUUGCAAGUAAUACAAAAAUAUAAAUCAUAUCCAUGUUUAUGGCAAGUAAAACAUCCUGAUUAUCACAACAAAGAAAAGAGAAAUGCAGCGAUGAAUGCUUUGUUGGAAUUGUUUAAAACAAAGGAUCCACAAGCCAACCUAGAUACGGUUAAGAAAAAGAUUACCACUUUAAGAAAUUGUUUUAAAAAGGAAUUAAAUAAGGUUAAGGCAUCAGAAAGAUCUGGAACAGCAGAAAUUCAUGUCCCUAAGUUGUGGUACUACAGUGAAUUGUUCUUCUUAGCAGAUGUGGAUGUACCAAGGGUCACAAGAUCAGUGAAUUCCAUCCUCGAAGACAUGACAUUUGAAGAUAGUGCUGAGAAAUUUAGGGUAACACAAGAGCAAAGAAAAGUAAUGCUAGAAUUUAUGAUGGAGCACCCGGACAUUUCACAAGGUCGCGUUCCAGAUGCUGAAAGUGCACGAAAGAAAGACGAAAUAAUAAAAGAGCUGGCCCGCCAUCUGAAUGCAUUGGAGUCUGGUACAACCAAAACACCAGAAAAAUGGUGGAAAUGCUGGCUGGACUGGCGUUCAGACACCAAAGCCAAAGCACUCCGAAUGAAAAAAUACUUGGAGGGAACUGGUGGUACACAUAUCCCUGCGCCACUAUCAAAAUUAGAAGAGAUUCUUCUAGAAUUUUCCGGAGUAGAUCCACUUAUGGGAACCAGACAAGACACAGAUUAUGCUUCUGAUUGUGCCUCAGAGUCACUAAUGGAUUUUAAGCCUAUUGAAAUUUUCAACACUUUAGAAGAGUGUUGCAACAGUAAAAAAACGGGAGGGAAGAUUAGUGAUGUUAGUAAACGCUUUGGAUUCAGUACCUCUACCGUGGCCACGAUAUGGAAAAACAAAGAAAAAAUUCUCCAAGCUAAGGUCGAGGGGAAAUGUUCGAAAAAAAUAAAGAAACCUAAAUACGCAGAUUUGGAUCAAGUUAUGCUAUCAUGGUAUCACGAACAGAGCCAGAAGAAUAUACCUAUCUCGGGGCCGCUCAUAAAAUUAAAGGCAGAGAGUUUAGCAGAAGAACUUGGUUUAACUUCUUUCAAAGCAUCUGAAGGAUGGCUCGGAAAAUUCAAGCAACGCCAUCAUAUCAACUAUGGUAAAAUAGAAAGAAAAGAAGAAAGUCGAAGGCCAACUUUGCAGGAAACCAACUCUGGAAGUGAAGAUGAAGAAUCAAUUGUAUUGGAUCCUGAUAGCGAGCUGUGGGGUUUCUUUGACAAGCAACCUCACAAUAAGGCCAAAUGCUCUAUGUGUGAUGAACGGCUUAGGCGGGAUGCGGACACACUGUACAAACAUCUGAAAGAAAAACAUUCUAAGAUCUCCCAGAACUUGGAGUACAAAGACAAUGAAGAAAAUUUCACGGAAGUAAUCUACCUAGAAGAACCAAUAGAGUCGAUUAAGGAGGAUCAGGAUAAAUUGUUGUUUGAAGUGCAACCCAAGGCCAAGAAAUCAUUUAAGAGACGCUACAGCACAAGAGACGAUGUCAAGUACAUUGAACCAAUUAAAAGCCAAAGUAAGGACGAUGUUGAAAUUGAAAACUUUGGAAAAUAUAUCACAGGAUUACUGAAAGGUGUACCAAGGGCAGCCAGUUCGAAGCUUCAAAUGGAUAUUGUGACGAUGAUUAUGAAUACAAAAAUUAAUUUACCAACAACACCUGAUAUAGACAGCGAAGUGGUUGAAAGAAGUAAGGAAAGUGAUCCGCCGGAUAUAGGACAAGAGAAUCAGGAAAACCAAGACAAUUUAGACACAACGACCUCCAGCGAACUCGGAACAAAUCAAGACACGCGCAGCCCCAAACGACCCAAGCGAAGAAUCAGCUACCGCGAAGAAUACUCGUACAAGAUCAACCUAACGGAGAACGAAGAGCGGGAAAUCGAAAAUUUCGGAACAUACGUCACAUGCUUACUCAAAACGGUCCCAGAGAAUAAAAUUAGCGCGAAACUUCAAAUGAAUAUUGUCAAUCUUAUUAUGACAGCUCGGUUACAGGCUCUACAGAAAAAUGUACCGGUUUUGACAAUUAACGGAACCAUAGAGUUAGAUAAUACAAAUGUAGAUGAUAAUCAGGUUAUGUUUACGGAUAGUUAAUAAAUAUAUUAGAUUUAAUUUAUGUUUAAGGGAAUAAAUUUUAUUUCAUAA